GGGAGACCAGAUACAGCGAAUGCAGGGUCCAGGGAGACCAGAUUUAGGGGAUGCAGGGUCCGGGGAGACCAGAUAUAGUGAAUGCAAGGGUCCGGGGAGACCGGAUAUAGUGAAUGCAGGGUCCGGGGAGACCAGAUAUAGUGAAUGCAGGGUGCGGGGAGACCAGAUAUAGUGAAUGCAGGGUCCGGGGAGACCAGAUAUAGCGAUUGCAGGGUCCGGGGAGACCAGAUAUAGUGAAUGCAGGGUCCGUGGAGACCGGAUAUAGUGAAUGCAGGGUCCGGGGAGA
This is a messenger RNA of Staurois parvus, 286 nucleotides long. Lineage: Eukaryota; Metazoa; Chordata; Amphibia; Anura; Ranidae. The record is from the annotation of a GenBank genome assembly.